Molecule: messenger RNA, 1020 nt
Organism: Babesia sp. Xinjiang
Lineage: Eukaryota; Apicomplexa; Aconoidasida; Piroplasmida; Babesiidae
Gene: ura2
Product: putative dihydroorotase
Exons: 9
Coding region: 1-1020 (339 amino acids)
Biological process (GO): pyrimidine nucleotide biosynthetic process; 'de novo' pyrimidine nucleobase biosynthetic process
Cellular component (GO): cytoplasm
Molecular function (GO): dihydroorotase activity
Source: RefSeq, a predicted model, not a curated record
AUGCUAGGUAAUUUAAUCACCAAGAUGUUACGUGUACCAUUUGCCGACGAUCUUCACUGCCAUCUACGGCAGGGCGACAUGAUGUCGCUCGUGACGCCUCUGAUUAGACAGGGUGUGACAAGUUGUAAACAAGCUGGUGAAUACCGUAAGCAAUUGAUGGAUAUCGAGCCCAAAGUGGACUUCCUAAUGACCCUUUACCUCUCUCACAAGAUAUCAAUUGAUGAUUUAAGAGAAAAUGCAGUGAUAAAUCAUGUUCAAGGGAUUAAAUGCUACCCAGUUGGGAUGACUACCAACUCAGACCAUGGAUUCAAAUCGAUAGAGGAAUUUUAUCCUCUGUUUAACGAAAUGGAACGCAUGGGACUAUCACUGCACGUGCAUGGAGAGCGACCUGGGUCUAGUCCUUUAUCUUCUGAGGCUGACUUUAUCAACCACGUCGAAGGUGUUUCAAAGGCAUUUCCGAAAUUGAAAGUGGUAGCUGAACAUGUAUCUACCAAGGCAAGCCUCGAAGCGAUUGGGCGCAUCCCUAAUCUUGCUGCUAGUGUAACCCCGCAUCAUCUGUUUUUGAUCACCGAAGAUGUUUUGGAGCAUACUGAAGGUAUCACUCAGGAGAACAUUGUUCAACAUGUGAAGAAUCCACACCUGUACUGCAAACCAUUGGCGCAAGGACCAGAUGACAGGGAAGCUCUGUUAGAGGCGGUGCGGUCACGAAGCAGCAAGAUUUUCUUGGGUUCCGAUUCUGCGCCACAUACUAUCGAGGCAAAGAUGUCUGGAAAGCCACCUGCAGGGAUAUUUACUCAACCGUUUGUUAUGAAUUAUCUCGCUACUGUGUUCAAUCAACUUGGUCGUCUGGAUUACCUGGAGGAGUUCGCGUGCCGUAACGGAUCGCGGUUCCUAGGUUUACCAGAAAAGGAACCCGAAUGGAUCGAGGUUCUGGAUGAAACGAUGGUCGUACCGUCUGACAUAAACGGUGUAAUAAUGCCAUUCUUAGCUGGGAAACAGAUCGUUAAGAUAAGAUGUUAA